This is a messenger RNA of Etheostoma spectabile (orangethroat darter), 6464 nucleotides long. RefSeq names its product protein tyrosine phosphatase receptor type Sa (gene ptprsa). Gene Ontology annotation, molecular function: protein binding; protein tyrosine phosphatase activity. The transcript has 38 exons. The coding region runs from base 616 to 6459 and encodes 1947 amino acids. Lineage: Eukaryota; Metazoa; Chordata; Actinopteri; Perciformes; Percidae. Gene Ontology annotation, biological process: protein dephosphorylation. The record is from RefSeq and is a predicted model, not a curated record.
AUAGAGGGGAGGAAGAAAGGGGGGCAUUUGACUCCUGUCUCCCCACCCCCAGUCCGUGCGAGGUGGAUUUAGGAAGAAAGGAUCCAAAACCUGGGACGUGGAGAUAACGAGAGACAUCAAUAAAGAGACAGGCUAUACAUUUGGAAAUCCGCGCGCGGCGGUGUCGCGCACGGAUUAUUAUAGGCUAUUUUCUUUUUAUUUCACUGAGGAGAUUCUGACUCGGAGCGUCUGAUCUGGGGGGGGUGGGGUGGGGGACAGGAAUACAAACGCACAGGGAAUGAUAAUAUAAGUGUUUUCUGCUCGUUUCAUCCGUUAACAAGUGAAUACUCUGCUGCCCAAGAAAGUGGAUAAUAGCGGUGCUUUUUCUACCGUCGGGGAUGCGAAAUAACUGUCCUUCUGAGGGAAUACGACGGCUCACCCACAAAGAACACGGAUUUGAAAAGCUGCCCCCCGUAAACCAACCAGGGGGUAGUUUCAGAAAGACUUUUCUCACGCCGUAGAAAGUGCCAAGCCGUCCUGCGUGAAGAUCCCAACCUCGGCCUCGGCUCUCCAGCCAGGUCAAAGAUCAGUCCCAUCCCCACCCCUCCCUGCCCCCCCUUCCCUCCUAGAGCCAAAAUGGCCACCAGCGGUGCCCCUCGCCUCUCCUUGCCAAUCCUGCUGCCUGCCACCUCUCUGCUGCUAUCACUGCUGCUCACCGCCUCCCACGCCUUAUCAUCACCACAGUUCACUAAAGUUCCUGCCGACCAGAUUGGCGUCUCAGGGGGUGUGGUCUCUUUUGUGUGCCAGGCAAAAGGCGACCCAAAGCCAAAGGUUAGCUGGAACAAGAAAGGCAAGAAGGUCAAUUCCCAGCGUAUAGAGACCAUUGAGUUUGACGAGGGUGCCGGCGCCGUACUCCGAAUCCAGCCUCUUCGAGCCCCACGUGACGAGAACAUCUACGAAUGUGUGGCUGAGAACAGCGAGGCCGAGAUUACUGUAAAUGCCAAGCUGUCAAUCAUCCGAGAGGAUCUACUCCCACCAGGCUUCCCUAACAUUGACAUGGGCCCUCAACUCAAAGUGGUGGAGCGCACUCGAACAGCCACUAUGCUCUGUGCCGCCAGUGGCAACCCUGACCCAGAAAUCACCUGGUUCAAAGACUUCCUGCCCAUUUACCCCAAUGCAAGUAAUGGGCGAAUCAAACAGCUACGGUCAGAAACCUUUGAGGGUACCCCGAUUCGAGGUGCCUUGCAGAUUGAGAACAGCGAGGAGACAGACCAGGGGAAGUAUGAGUGCGUGGCGUCUAAUGUGGAAGGCGUACGCUACUCAUCCCCUGCAAACCUUUAUGUGCGAGAGCUUCGAGAAGUCCGGCGGGUGCCUCCUCGCUUCUCCAUUCCACCAACGAGUCAGGAAAUUAUGCCCGGUGGCAGUGUGAACAUAACAUGUGUGGCGGUGGGGUCGCCCAUGCCUUACGUCAAGUGGAUGCUGAACUCAGAGGAUUUGACACCGGAGGAUGAGAUGCCAGUGGGCAGGAAUGUUCUUGAACUGAGCAGCGUCCGUGAGUCAGCAAACUACACCUGUGUGGCCAUGAGCAGCCUUGGCAUCAUUGAAGCUGUGGCGCAGAUCACUGUCAAAUCUCUCCCUAAGCCUCCAGGUACUCCUGUGGUUACUGAAACUACUGCCACAAGUGUGACCAUCACCUGGGACUCGGGCAACCCAGACCCAGUGACUUACUAUAUCAUCCAGUAUAGGGCCAAGUCCCCAGACAGCAAGUAUGAGACGGUGGACGACAUCACCACUACACGUUACAGCAUUGGUGGCCUCUACCCUAACACGGAGUAUGAAAUCCGUGUCUCAGCCGUCAACACAAUUGGCCAGGGUCCUCCCAGUGAGCCAGUAGAAACCCGGACUGGUGAACAGGCCCCUGCCAGUCCACCACGAAACAUCCAGGCCCAGAUCAUAUCCCAAAACACUAUGAUGGUGCGCUGGGAAGAGCCCGAGGAGCCCAAUGGACAGAUCAAGGGAUACCGCGUUUAUUACACCAUGGAUGACAACCAACCCAUGAGCCUCUGGCAGAUCCAUAAUGUCCAGGACAGCAUCAUCACCACUAUCCAGAGCCUGGUUCCCCAAGAGACAUACACAAUCAAAGUCCUAGCAUUCACCUCUGUAGGAGACGGGCCCUUCUCGGAGCCCAUCCAUGUCAAAGUACUGCAAGGAGUUCCAGGGCAACCAUCCAAAUUCCAGGUUGGCGCUGUGUCUGAUACCAGCAUUGAACUGACCUGGGAAGCUGCCUAUGAGAAAGAAGGAAUUAUAAAUUAUGAACUUCGCUACAUGGAAGGCAGUUUUGGAACCCAGAUGAAGAAAACAUUUGGACCCACAUCGUCAUAUGUUGUGGAAAAUCUCCGCCCAAACACAGAGUACCACUUCUCCCUGGCAGCCAUCUCGAACAAAGGCAUUGGAGCCUUCACCAAUGACAUAUCACAGAAGACCUUGCAAGCCAAGCCCUCCGCCCCCCCUCAAGACAUUAAGUGCAGCAGCACCAGCUCCACCACCCUGCUGGUAAGUUGGCGCCCCCCGCCUUUGAAGAGUCAGAACGGUGUCCUGGCGGGUUAUAACGUGCGCUACCAGGUGGUGGGCUCAUCAGAAGGUGGCAGUGACGACGGGGAGCCCAUGGAGGAGCCUACAGUCCCUGCCACUGCAGAGCAGGUGCUGCUGCAGCGAUUGGAGAAGUGGACCCAGUACCGCGUCACUGUGUCCGCAUCCACUGUGAUCGGUCCAGGCCCUGAAAGCGCGCCCCUGAUCUGCCGCACAGACGAAGACGUUCCUGGGGCUCCUCCCAGGAGAGUGGAGGUGGAGGUCCUAAACUCCACAGCACUAAAGGUGAUGUGGCGCUCCCUGACGCCAGGCAAGCAACACGGUCAGAUCCGUGGCUACCAGGUCCACUAUGUACGCGUGGAAAACGGCGAGUCAAGGGGCCUGCCCCUCAUCAAAGACGUAAUGCUGGCCGAUGCCCAGUGGGAAACGGACGAUACAGCUGAAUAUGAAAUGGUCAUCGGAGGACUCAAGCCAGACACCACUUACUCCAUUACGGUGGCAGCAUACACCACCAAAGGGGAUGGAGCCCGGAGCAAACCAAAACUGGUGGUGACCAAAGGGGCAGUGCCUGGUCUACCCUAUCUGUCAGUGGCUCAGGACUCAGAGACGUCAGCUAUGAUCCGCUGGGACCCUCCAGAUCUUACCAAUGGCAUGGACCUGCAGGGUUACCGGCUUCAGUUUGGCCGGAAAGAUGUUUCUCCUUUGGCCACACUUGAAUUUAGUCCCCAAGAACGACAGUACUCUGUGGGCAACAUUCACCGGGGGGCCACCUAUCUCUUUAAAGUCUCAGCCAAAAGCAGGGGGGGCUUUGGGGAAGAGGCUGUGGUAGAACUCGGUGUGCCUGAGAAUACUCCAGGGGGAUACCCUCAAAUUGACGAGGGCUCCAACGUGACAUGCUGCUCAGUGCAGCUGUCCUGGUCUCCUCCCGUGCUGGCGGAGAGAAAUGGGAAAAUUACAGAGUACACUUUGGCAUAUAAGGAAACUAGUACAGGAGGAGCACCGAAGGAGCUCCGCUUGCCCCCCAGCCAGUCCAGCUAUGUUCUCAACAGCCUCAAACCCAACUCGGCGUAUGAUGUGAAAAUACGUGCACACACCAUUGUAGGUCCAGGGCCCUACAGCCCGCCUAUCCAGUAUCGGACGGUGGCCUUUGAUUCAACAGAUGUUCCAAAGAAUUUCACUGUCAAGUGGGCCACUAAGACCACAGUGGUCAUUGCAUGGACGUUUUCUGAAAGCAGAUCUCCAUACAAAUGCACGAUUGAGUACAACCGUCAAAAGAUGGAUGUGGACGCCAGGCAGAUGAGGGUGCUCGUCACUGGACUAAAGCACAACACCACCUACGAGUUCAGGGUGACCUGCCAAGAAAGCAUGGAUGGUGGGCCAAGACAUCGCGUGGUUGCCAGGACCGCACCACUUAUCCUGGUCAAGAAACCCAAGCUGGACAUUUACGCUGAGCCUGACAACAUGCCCACCAUGUCCUUCCCACCGGUCGAUACCAAGGAUGUAAAGACCUUCUAUGUGGUUGUGGUGCCACUUAAGAGGACCUCAGGAGCUGUCAAAAACCUAAAGAACCCUGAUGAGAUGGACAUGGAAGAGCUGUUACGGGAGGUGACCCCAAAGCGUCGUUCACGCCGUCAGCUGGCUCAGCUGGAUCAGAGGAAGCCCUACAUCACAGCCUGCUUCAGGCAGUUGCCCUCAACUUUCAUGGUGGGAUCUGACUACCGCCACAGCAGCUGUGAGAACAAGCCUCUUGAACCUGGCCAAGAGUAUGUCUUUUUUCUGCUGGCUGAACUCAAUGCCACCGCCGGGAAAAUGUUUGCUACCAGCCCUUAUACCGACACAGUGAUCACUCCCAAGCUGGUGGUGGAGCCAUUAGAGACUGGUGACGGACUUAUAUGGGUGGUGGGCCCAGUCCUCGCUGUCGUCUUCAUCAUCUGUAUCGUCAUUGCCAUUCUUCUAUAUAAAAACAAACCUGACAGCCGCAAAAGAAAAGAAUCAGAGCCGCGCACAAAAUGUCUACUGAACAACGCAGACAUUACACCCCACCACCCUACAGACCCUGUGGAGAUGAGACGCAUCAACUUCCAAACUCCAGAUUCUGGUCUAAGCAGUCCUCAGAGUGAUGCCGAUUUUGACUAUGAAAGUAUGAUGAAUCAUCCUCCCAUCCCUAUCUCAGAGCUGGCAGAACACACAGAGCUUCUCAAGGCCAAUGACAACCUUAAGCUCUCCCAGGAAUAUGAGUCUAUCGAUCCAGGCCAGCAGUUCACCUGGGAACAUUCCAACCUUGAGGUGAACAAGCCCAAAAAUCGGUACGCCAACGUCAUUGCCUACGAUCACUCCCGCGUCAUCCUGGCUCCCAUCGAGGGUAUCACUGGUAGCGACUAUAUCAACGCCAACUACAUUGAUGGCUACAGGAAGCAGAAUGCCUACAUCGCCACCCAGGGUCCAUUACCAGAGACGUUUGGGGACUUCUGGAGGAUGGUGUGGGAACAGAGAGCAGCCACUGUGGUCAUGAUGACCAGGCUGGAGGAGAAGUCACGGAUUAAGUGUGACCAGUACUGGCCCAGUCGUGGCACAGAAACCUAUGGUAUGACCCAAGUGACCCUGUUGGAUACCAUAGAAUUGGCCACUUUCUGUGUCCGCACUUUCUCCUUGCACAAGAAUGGCUCUAGUGAGAAGCGGGAGGUUCGUCAGUUCCAGUUCACGGCGUGGCCUGACCACGGAGUACCAGAAUACCCGACCCCCUUCCUGGCCUUCCUCCGUAGGGUAAAGACCUGCAACCCGCCAGACGCCGGACCCAUCAUCGCUCACUGCAGUGCUGGUGUCGGCCGAACAGGUUGCUUCAUCGUCAUCGACGCCAUGCUUGAGCGUAUUAAGCAUGAGAAGACGGUGGACAUCUACGGCCAUGUGACUCUGAUGCGCUCGCAGCGGAACUACAUGGUGCAGACGGAGGAUCAGUACAGCUUCAUUCACGAUGCACUGCUGGAGGCAGUGGCCUGCGGCAACACUGAAGUGGCUGCCCGAAGCCUCUAUUCCUACAUACAGAAGCUGGCCCAGGUGGAGAGUGGCGAGCAUGUCACUGGCAUGGAGCUCGAGUUCAAGCGUUUGGCCAACUCCAAAGCCCACACGUCGCGCUUCAUCAGUGCCAACCUUCCCUGCAACAAGUUCAAGAAUCGGCUGGUCAACAUCAUGCCCUACGAGACCACGCGUGUCUGCCUGCAGCCAAUAAGAGGCCUGGAAGGAUCUGACUACAUCAAUUCCAGCUUCAUUGAUGGAUACAGGCAACAGAAGGCCUACAUCGCCACGCAGGGCCCUCUGGCAGAGACUACAGAAGACUUCUGGAGAAUGCUCUGGGAGAAUAACUCUACUAUUGUAGUCAUGUUGACCAAACUGAGAGAGAUGGGACGGGAAAAGUGUCACCAGUACUGGCCGGCGGAGCGCUCUGCCAGGUACCAGUACUUUGUGGUUGAUCCCAUGGCGGAGUACAACAUGCCCCAGUACAUCCUCCGAGAGUUCAAGGUCACAGAUGCCAGGGAUGGUCAGUCCAGGACUGUACGGCAGUUCCAGUUUACUGAUUGGCCGGAGCAAGGAGUGCCCAAAUCCGGGGAGGGAUUUAUUGAUUUCAUUGGCCAGGUGCAUAAAACCAAGGAGCAGUUUGGACAGGAUGGACCAAUCUCUGUCCACUGCAGUGCCGGUGUGGGCAGGACCGGAGUCUUCAUCACCCUUAGCAUCGUCCUGGAGCGAAUGCGUUAUGAAGGCGUGGUUGAUAUCUUCCAAACAGUGAAGAUGCUCCGGACCCAGAGGCCAGCCAUGGUCCAGACUGAGGAUGAAUACCAAUUCUGCUACCAUGCAGCUCUGGAGUACUUAGGAAGCUUUGAUCACUAUGCAACGUAAAAAAG